AUGGCUAUUGUAGAAGAUGAAGUGCGUAAUGGUUCUGAAGGAGAGGACGAAAUAGAAGUGGUCGUUGAAGAAGAUGGAGAUCAGGAUUCGGAUGAUUCAGACGACGAUGAUGAUGAUGAAGAGGUGGAAGAUGCUGUGGACAAAGUUAGUGAGUUGGAAAGGCGGCUGGAGGAGGAUCCAUAUAACUAUGAUGACCAUAUAGAAUUAAUUCAAGCAUUGUGGCGUCUGUCAGAACUUCAAAGAUGGCGUGCUGCUUUUGAUAGACUCCAACAAUUGUCAGUGCUCCGACCUGAACACUGGCUACUAAGACUGCAAACUGAAGAAUCCUUGGCCCAUACAGAUGAGGCCCGUGCUCAUAUUGCUGAAAUGUUUAAACAAGCGUCACUUGAUUGCUAUUCAAUAUCCAUUUUAAGUGAGUGGUACUCAUGGUCCCUGAGCGCGGGUGAUGUCAGCGAUGCGCGUGCACAGUUGGAAGAAGUAUUGCGUCGUGCAGGCGCAGAUCCGCUCUCUGGAAAAGUGUUUUGGGAUGCGCGAUAUGAAAUGGAGAAGGCACAACUGGAGGCUAUGAAUGAAGACGACUCUGAAUACGAAACUCAGAAGAAGCGUGUCCUAUGGUGCUUAGAGGAGACUGUUUCUCGGCCGCUUUUAAGGGGGGAUGACGCCUGGCAAGCGAUGCAAGAACUGGCUCUGCAGUUGUAUGACCAAGAAUAUGUGGAUAAGAUUAAGAAACAACACGACGCCGCUGUUGAAUAUCUGCAAAAAAUUAGCGUUUUUGAAGAUAGGCUGUUGAUAACUGAAGACACCGAGGAGAAGUGUAAAUUGUACCAGGAGUACAUAGAUACAGUGAAGGAUUUAUCCCAAGAAGAGAAGUUCAUAGAUUGUGACAGCAAUGGUAUUCUAAAGGUCCUGUACGACCGUGCGACCACAGAGUGCCUCUCUUGUUCCGCUGCGCUCGAUCUUCUCCAGGCCUUCGCGCGCCACGUGCAGCGGACGUCAUCGCGCGAGACGAUUCGACGGGUGCUGGACGCUUGCGUUCGUAGGUGCCCUAGGAAGGCGACGUUUUGGGUGCUCAAGAUGCAGCAAGCUGAACACGAAGGGAUGGAGUUUGAUGAGGUGAAGUCUGUUUUCGAAACAGCGCUCUCCAAAGGCAUGGACUCGUACAAGCAAGCCGAAACUCUAUGGUUAAGUUACUGUGAGUUCACGCGCAGAAAAACUGCCUUCGACAACGAACCUGAUGUUGAAAGGCUUCGACGUACAUUCCGUUUGGCUUGGGACUCGUUAGCAGAGGCGUGGGGCGAAGAAGCGAAUGACUGCGAGGUACCUUUGUUUUGGGCGCGGCUGGAGUACAAGAGAAUGAAAGACCCGAAGCAAGGGAAGGAGAUAUUUGAAGAAAUAUUGAAGUAUGGUGAAAAUAAAACGUUAUCCAAGUAUUGGGAAGCGUUGAUCUUCUUGGAGAAGUGUCGCGAGCCUCCGGCCAACGAACGCCGUCUACGCGAAUUGCAUCGCCGUGCGCUGCGCAGUGUCACGGAUUAUCCACCUACCCUCGCCCAGCUGUGGACUGAUUUCGAACGGGAUUAUGGAGAGUUGCAUACUAUGCUUGAAUGCGUUGAGCUAUGUCAGACUAAACUUAAAGAAUGGCGCGACAACUAUCAAGCGAUGAAGGACAGGAUGACUGGUCAAAAGCAAAAGGGCAAACAAGCACUUAACAAAAAGGGAAAAGGAGAUAAGAAGAAAGGCAAAGAGACGAGAAAUAAAGGGAAGAGAAAAGCCGAUGAAAGUGCUGAAGGCAGUGAGGUUAAGAGGAAAAAGGAAGUAGAUAUGGAAGUGGAGGAAUGUGUGAGGGACAACGAUGGUGGUGGAGGGACGAAACGGCCGCAUGAAGUCGAUGACGAUAAUGAUGGUGGCGAAAAUAAACGGCAACGUAAAGACAGCACUAGUCCAGCGCGGCGGCACGGUACCCGCGAGUCUUGCACACUAUUUGUUAGCAACCUCGAUUUCAAAGUGGAUGAAGACAGUGUGCGUGAAAAGUUAUCAGAGUGGGGGAAAGUAGUGUCGAUGCGUGUGAAGUCCGGUGUAAAAGCGUUUGGAGGCUCUAUAUGCUACUGCCAGUAUGAAACUCCGGAAUCAGUAGAUGAAGCAAUAAAACACGACAGAACGCCAUUGAACGGCAGACCAAUGUUUCUCUCGCGUUAUUCGAUGAAGAAAGGCACGCCCACUUUCAAGUAUCCCACUGAAGUGGAGAGGAAUAAGCUAUUCGUCAAGAAUCUACCUUUCUCCCACUGUACGAGAGAAGCUCUCGCCGAUAUAUUUAAUAAGCACGGUGCUCUGAAGGACGUGCGGGUCGUUACUUUCAAGGAUGGAAAGCCAAAAGGUCUUGCGUAUAUAGAAUACGAGGAUGAGUCAUCUGCUAAUGCUGCUUUAGAGAAAACAAACGGGCUUCUCGUUGCCGACCGAAAGAUAGAUGUCGCUAUAAGCGCACCUCCGCCAAAGGACUCUGGAAAAAACGCAAGCCUAGGCCUGCCAAAACGAGACAGCGGUGGUGGAAUGCGAAGGACACAACUUAGCAGUUUCAUACCAAGCGUACUACAGAAGCCAUCGACGAGCACGGCUAACGGAAACCACUCAAAUGGCGACAAGCGACCACUUUCGAACACCGAUUUUAGAAAUUUACUGCUCAAAAAGUGA
This is a messenger RNA of Leptosia nina, 2685 nucleotides long. Lineage: Eukaryota; Metazoa; Arthropoda; Insecta; Lepidoptera; Pieridae. The record is from the annotation of a GenBank genome assembly.